Molecule: messenger RNA, 7194 nt
Organism: Heterostelium album PN500
Lineage: Eukaryota; Evosea; Eumycetozoa; Acytosteliales; Acytosteliaceae
Gene: sgcA
Product: guanylyl cyclase
Exons: 7
Coding region: 1-7194 (2397 amino acids)
Biological process (GO): intracellular signal transduction; cyclic nucleotide biosynthetic process
Cellular component (GO): cytoplasm
Molecular function (GO): protein binding; adenylate cyclase activity
Source: RefSeq, a predicted model, not a curated record
AUGGAUACUAAAUCAUCUAUAUCUACAACAUCAUCAGCAACAUCUACACCAUCAUCAUCAUCAUCAUCAUCAACAUCGAAUCUUAGUAAUAAUAACAAUAACAAUAUUAAUAAUAACAACAAUAGUAGUCUGAUAUCAGCAGCAAUAGCAACAUCUACAAACAAUGUUGUGGUGGUAGAUGAUGGCUCAAAGAAAUCGCUGGAGUAUGGCAAGUCGAUGUUGUUGGAUAUCGCGCGUAUCGAUGAGUUUGUAGUUGCAAGUGAUCCUGUUAGUGAGUUAGAGAUCGUUAUGUUCUCACGUAGAAUGACCUCAAGAUGUUCAGAGCUAUCGUUACCAUCUCUUACAACUACAUCUACAUCUACAUCUCUAACACCAACAAUAGCCAGUGUUAACAACAACAACAACAACAACAACAACAACAACAACAACAACAACAACAACAACAGUAAUAACAAUAACAUUAACAAUAACAAUCAUGGUGUAGUAAGAUCAAAGAUAGAACAUACAGAGUUGUUGGAUGUUAUCAAAUCGAUAGUGAACAGCAUCACCAAUAUCAUUGCAACUGUGAAGCAAUACAAUAGUGUUGCGCACAAGGGUGUUGCACUGACGACGUUGGCACCGGUCAAGAACGACUAUCUACUCCACCGAAAAGACCUGCUUCUACAGUGGCAACAUCUAAUACUGUUACUCACCGAAAUGCAUUGGCAUAUACCUACUUUUAAUGCACCGAGACCAUCGACAACAUCAACAACAGCAGUAACAACAACAACAUCGACAACAGUAACUACAACAACAUCGACAACUAUAACAACAUCAACAGGAACAACGAAUAAUGAGCAGCAACAAUUCUCACAGUCAGCACCGACUUCACCAUCUAUGAAGAGUAAUCAGAGUAGUAGUUGUAAUAGUCCGGAGAAAGUAUCACCACUCGCAAGUGCUACUACUCCGACAAUGUUGAGCAGUAGUAUGCAGGCUGGUUCCUCGGUACCGACUUCGCCACCAAGAAUCAGAAGAUCUUCUAUUAACAACGGUACGAUGUUACCACCGAUAGUUGGUCCACAGAUGAAACAGCAACAGCAACAUCAUCAGCAACAACAACAACAACAACCACUUCAUUAUUUCGAUUAUUUAUAUCAGAUACACACUUCGCUACUGAAUCUACUCUGGCACUUGAAGAAUCAACAGAGAAUCAAUCAGAAUAGAUCUUCCUCAUUUUCAUCUACGACCAGUCCGAUUAUGUUAUCUAGUAGUCCAUCAACACCAUCUUUAUCAACACCAAUAUUAAAUAAUAGUCUUGAUUUGAAUACAACAACAACAACAACAACAACAAACACUAAUAACGAUAAUAGUAAUAAUAAUACAAUGUUAAUUUCAAUAUCACCUAUAUCAACGACAUCACCAAUUGUAAUACCAUCAAAACCACCAACAACAGCAACAACAACAACAACAACAACAGUUAUACCACGAGGUACAAUGUAUAUAGAGCAGACCAAAAAUAUAACUCUACCAAAUCUCUGUACUAAGCUACAAGAGUCUUCGAAUUCAUUAAAAGUCAUUAUCAAUGAGCACGCUCAAUUGAGCAGCAGCAUACAGUCACUGUCUGCUUCACAAUCAACUUCUGAGUUGAUUGAUAAAGUUAAUCAAUGUAUCAAUAUAUUUACACAUAUAACAUUCAAUGUAAAAGAUCCGUUUGUUAGUACUACCACUAGAAGGAAUAGUAAUAGUAGCAGUAAUAUAACAGCACCAGUUGUAAUUCCACCACCACCUAUAAAGUCACCAAAGCUGACAAAGGCAAAUACAAAGUCAGACAUUAGCAGUAGGACAACCACAAUGAAGACAAUCUUGCUUAAUUCAUUCAUGGGCAAACCAGUUCAAAAGCAAAGCAUUACCAUCACCAGAAAUGAGGCUACUGGUGCUUCUACUAUUGUUAAUACCGAGACAACACCAAGAUCAAUUGAAACAACAACAAACAACAACAACAAUAAUAAUAAUAAUAAUGAAGUUACACAAUCUUCUACAUCUACCUCACCUAUUCCAAUAUUAGAUCUAUCGCAAUCAAAACAGGACGAACAACAACAACAAGAUAGUAAUAAUAAUACAAAGAUUGAAGAGAAUCAACAAGAGCAGAUAGAAGAACAACCUAUACCACAAUAUCAACAUAUUGCAUCACCUAAUAUUGAUAUACCUAUAAAGAAUAACAACAGCAAUAGCAAUUUUAAUAUAUCGUUAACACCAAACCAAACCGAUACAGUAACAGAUAGUUCGUUCUUAUCUACCGAUACAUCAUUCAUUGAUAGUAAUAUGUCUUUGAAUCAACAACCUUUAGUUUUCUCUGACGAUGAACAAGCACAACCAUCACCUUCCAACUCUACCACAAAUAAUACUUCUACUUCUUCUUCUCAUCCACCUAUUCCAAUUAUACAAUUACCACAACAAUCGACUUCUUCAUCAAACUUGUUAGCUACUUUAUUAAAUUCAGUUUUACCAACAACUGCAACGACAUCAACAACAGAUGAACCAACAACAACAACAACAACAUCUACAUCUUUAUCUACAUCGGCUAGAAACUCGAGAACGAUAGCAAUCGUUCCUUCACCAUCGAUGGAAAUGAUAUAUUCACCGAGAUUGAAUGAUUCUGAUGAAAAGCAACAGCAACAACAACAACAACAACAGACUACUACAACAUUGACGUUGAUAACCAAAGACAAUGCACCGACUUCACCAAGCUCAACUACAACAACAACUACACUGGUGAUAACCGAUUCCGGUGUUGGAGGUGGAGCGGGAAGCAGUCCAACGUCAUUGACCAACGAGUUGGCAAUGUCACCAACGAAAUCGAUGACAGCAACCACUACAACUACCACUACGGUUGCCAGCAAUAAUACAACGACUACAACGACAACCACUACUACUGGUCCGGCAUCGACAAUCAAUCCCAAUACGAUCACUGCUAUCACCAACAGUCAGUUACCUCAACAGCCGACCAGCGGAAAGAAAUUGAAACCAUUCAAGAUGUCGGUAUUCUCUAAACACUUGAAAUCCAUCAAACAAACCGAUGACCAAAAGCAACGUAACAGUUUCAAUCAAUUCUGGCUCGAAGGUUCGACUCACCAGGAUCGUCAAGACAAGCUGCCAUCCGAUGACAAAGAACGUCUUCAAAUCAAUAGUCUUGGUUCAUACGUAUCCAAUCUUGUUAUUAAAGGACUAUUGGCAUCUGCAGAUCCAAUUCAACCUCCACAUAUUGAAAAUUAUUCAUCAUGUGUAUUAUUUGCGGAUAUCUCUGGUUUCACUUCUUUGACGGAGCGACUUGGUGGACAUGGACAGGAGGGUGUCGAACUUCUCACUAGAAAUCUAAAUCGUUACUUUGAGAUUCUGAUUAAGGUUGUCAAGGGCUACGGUGGAGAUAUCGUGAAGUUUGCAGGUGAUGCUGUGCUGACACAUUGGCCAACGCAUGGCGAUGUUACCAACCGUGUUCGUAUUGCUUGUGAAUGUGCGCUUUCCCUACAGCGAAAGCUGCACAACUUCCCUGUGCCCGGAGGAUUCCUUACACUGCACAUUGGAAUCGGAUGUGGAAAUAUCAGUGGGCUGUACGUCGGUGGUGUCAGUUCGAAAGUCGAGUUCCUGAUUGCCGGUGAAGCGCUGAUCCAAGCCACACUCUGUGAGAAGGAAGCAGAAAGUGGAGAAAUCUAUAUUUCACCGCAGUGUCAAGAGGUUAUCAAGCAUUGCGCAAACUGCAGUAAACCAAAGGGAAAGACAAACUACAAGUUGGAUUCUAUGGUAUUGCUUGACAAGAAGGAGAAGAAACCGACCGCCGAUUACAAUGAACAGAUGUUGGUGUCGAUGGAUCUAAUCAAUCAAUUGAAACAUGGACAUGGCGAGUAUCUUGCGGAACUCCGUCAUAUCUCUGUGAUUUUCGUUAAUCUUUCCUAUGGUGUUCCCGAUCCUGUGAAGGAUUUGAAAAAGUUGCAAUCGAUCGUAGUGGAAAUUCAAAAGAUUGUUUAUAAAUAUGAGGGUACUGUCCGUCAGUUCAUGAUUGACGACAAGGGUUGUGUAUUGAUUGCUUGUUGGGGUGUACCGCCCUACAGUCAUGAAGACGAUCCUUCGCGUGCAGUCGAAGCUGCCAUGGAGAUUGUCGUAUCCCUCUUCAAGUUGACGGUAAUCUCGACGGUGGGUGUCACCACUGGAAAGUGUUUCUGUGGUGAUGUCGGUAGCGAUGAACGUCGUGAAUAUGCGGUGGUCGGUGACAUGGUCAAUCUCUCGGCGAGGCUGAUGAGUCACAGCCAAGGAGGAGUACUCUGCUGCGAGGAGACUUCAAAGAACGCCAAGAACAUUGAAUUCGUACGACUGAGUGAUCCUAUCAAAGUGAAAGGAAAGGCAGCUCCCAUCCCGGUGUUCAAGCCAAUCAAGAAGUACACGCUCGAUCACCAAUCACCGAGAAAUCAUCCAGUUCGCAAUCGUGCUCUCAUCGGUCGCCAACCACAGUUGAAACAGGUGGCCGAUUUGAUAGGGCUGGUACGGGAUGGCUAUGGAACACAGGUGGUUCUGAUAGAGGCAGAAGCCGGUCUUGUGCAGAUGAACGAAUCGAUUGCAUUCUACAUUUGGAAACAGCUGCUAGCUGAGCCACUCAAAGAAUCAGAGGCACAGGAAUACAAGAAUCUUUUGGAGCUUGGUCCACACGUUGGUCUGCUCAAUCCGAUUUUGGAUAUCAACGUGAAUCCACCACAAGUCAAUCGUCGAUACUCUGCACCGCAACGUGCUGAAACUCAACAGAUGUUGAUGCUCCGGCUCGUCCAAAUGUUAAUCCCCAGAAACACUGUUAUAGUGAUUGACGAUGCUCAUCAUAUGGAUAGUGCAAGUUGGACUCUGACAUUGAAUCUCUGUCAUCAGUUGGAGAAUCAUUUAAUUGUCAUUGCUCUGCGUCCAAUGAAAGAAGGUUUGCCGUUUGGAUUCACCAAUCUCACUGGAAUUGCAACGAUUCAACUGGAACCACUCGGAACCAAAGAAGAAACCGCUCAGCUUAUCAAUCAAAUGUUGAACUCUGAAGGUGUGCCCGACGAGAUUGUAGAGGAAAUAUUCAAUCGUUCACAAGGAAAUCAUUUCGUUAUCGAAGAGAUGUUGAAUGGUCUGCGUGCAGCCAAUCUAUUCGAUGAAGCAACACAGCGAUUCAUUUCGAAACUCGAGGCGAUCGAGCAUAUCAGAGUGUCGCUACCUCGAACAGUAACUUCACUGAUUACCAGUAGAAUCGAUCGGCUCUCUAAUGUCCAGCAAUUGGAGUUGAAAGUUGCAUCUGUCAUUGGUACACCGUUCACUCUAGACAGUCUCUAUCGCAUUCUACCAACGGAAUCCACCACCAAGGAUGACUUGUUACACGAUCUACAGAUAUUGGAAAAACUUCAUUUCAUUCGUUCACGUGUCAAUGCAAGUGGAGAACUCGUUUACUCGUUCCAACAUACGCGAACACAAGAGGUUGUCUACGAUCUAAUGUUGUUCUCACAACGUCGUGAACUACACCACAAGAUUGCCAAUAUUAUGGAGUUGACAAACACACCACAACACUCUUUGUUUGUUGCACUCGUUCAUCACUAUCAUCAGGCACAAGACAAUGUGAAAACGGUUGAGUAUGCUAGUAAAGCAGGUGGAAUUGCACUUUCCGAUAAUAACAACAAGGAAGCAGUACGUUUCUUCCAGUUGGCAUUGAAAUGUCUGGACGAUAUCGCCAAUACUCAGUUGGAAACAUCGGCCGAAGAGGACUCAAAGAAAUUGAAUCCAAAGAAACUACACAGACGAAGUGCAUCAACAAAUAACUUUACAUCGAUUACUUCAACAGCGUCAGGAUCUUCAUCAUCUUCGUCGUCAUCUCCAAAUCCCAAGAAAGCUUCACUCGAAGCUGUUUCCAUCUCACGUAAACUCGGUCUGGCACUCUACAAUAUGGGAGCGCUUCAAUCGGCAUCGCUACAUUUCUUGACUGCACUCAAACAUCUUGGCAUUGAAAUGCCACCCAACCAGAGUGCACCACAGCCAGCUCCAUCGGGUGCACGUAAAUUGGUUCGUCUUCCAAAAGUUGCACGCCAAGAUUCUCUCACCAAAUUCUUCACCUCAACGCUCGAUCCAUUUGAGAAAAGAGAGGCCAUUCUGUGUCUUGUCCUCCUCUCUAAAAUAUUCCUACACGAUUGCGCUAAGCAAUCUUCAUCUUGGUGUGCAUUCGUUGCGUCUCAGCUUGCAACCGAGAGUUGGAAUCUCCAAAGUGAAGCGUUAUCCAUUGGAAUUCGUGUGCUCGGUGCCAAUGGAAAUCAUGCCACUCCCUUGAAAUACUAUGCAGAGAUAUUGGCACGUUCCGAUGAAACCAAUGGAUAUGUGUAUGGAAACUCACAUCAAUCAUGGGGAAUCUACAUGGCAGGACUUGGAAGAUGGACUGAAGCGGAAUCGGGAUUCCAAAUCUCGUCGGAAUCCGCUGGAAAAGUGGGUGACAAGAAGAUGAUGGAAGAAUCCAGUGUCCUGCUAGCCAUGUGUCUCUAUUACAUGGGACAAUGGCGUGCCUCUGUCAAUCUGGCGCAAAAAGCGUUAGAAAGUUCACGAGUCCGAGGCGAUAUUCAGCUACAGAUCAUGGCUCUCCUCACAGCUUCGUUCAGUCACUAUCGUCUUGGCGAGCUGUCAAUCACUGGCAGUAAACUCAAUGAGAUUGAAUCAUUGUUCAACACAAUUGGUGCCGCCGAAGUCUCACUUAGUUUCCAAGUGAAUUUCAAUAUACUAAAAGCAUUACUUGCACUGCAACUCAACGAUCCGGUCGGUGCCUACGAAUAUAGCAAGCGAACCUACUCGAUAUUGGUGCGUGGCGAACCCAACAAUUUCACUACUUUCGAAGCCUAUGCUUCGAUUCCAUUGAUUCUCAUAAAGCUAAUGCAAAAUUCGCUGUCUGGCACCAAUCGUUCCAAAGUUCUCGCUGAAAUACACGAGUCACUAUCGUUGCUUGAGAAAUUCUCAGAGAUUUUCGCCAUUGGACAACCACGUACCAUCCUCUUGAAGGCGAUCAUUUCGAUUCUCUCUGGAAAGGAUCCAUCGACCGACCACGAAGAUCAUAUCAAAGAGGCCAAAGAGAAAGCUGUUAAAUUACAGAUGCCUUUCGAAGAAGAGCUGUGUGUCUACUAUCAAUCCCUCUAUUUUGAUGGGGAUGGUUCGGGUUACCAGCCGAAAUAA